This is a messenger RNA of Phyllotreta striolata, 353 nucleotides long. Lineage: Eukaryota; Metazoa; Arthropoda; Insecta; Coleoptera; Chrysomelidae. The record is from the annotation of a GenBank genome assembly.
GUAAUAAUGGAAUCCUGCUGCAAACCCGGCCAAACCACCAGCUUCGUCAAGCAAUGCAAGCUCACGAAGAGCGAUGGCAGCGUGGUGGACUGCGAAUGCACCUGCAAAUGCCAUUGCAAAUCCGACCAGCAGAAUUGCAAGUGCAACUGCAACUGCAAUUGCACCGAAGCCACGGCCACUUUGGGCGCUGACGGAAAGUACAGGUGUACUUGCGAAUGCGAAUGUUAAAUAUAUCAAUUAUGAAUAUGUUAAUGUUAAUGUUCAUCUAUCUUCAGAUGAAUGUUAAUUUUUUAUGUUAUGUUUGCUUAUUAUACGCUUGUAUUUACUAAUUGUAAUACCUAAUUGAAUAAAUU